GCUCACCCUGAGCGUUGUCAAGGUAACAUUUUGUCCGUCAUUCCCUUGGCCAAGGGAGUUCCAAACAAGCAACAGCUUCUAAUUCGCCAUUAACACUGAAGUAUACAGAGAUAAAACAACACAAGUAUCGAUAACCGUAUCGUUUGUCCUGAAGCUUAUCAGUAGUCCGGUAUUAACCCAGUUACGUACCGGUCCAAAAAAAUUCCGGUCCUCGGUAUCCAUCCCUACUUGUGAUACUAGGCUCUAUCAAAAUACAAAGUUUGAAUAUUUUUACUGCAAUCAUUUUUCGUAAGUUGAGUUCAAAAUUUUGUUAAAAAUUAUAUCACAUUUUAUGAUACCGAAAAUGACAGAGAAUCAGCAUUGCAUAGACACAAUACUAUAGAUACCAUCAUGUUAAUAAAGCACCACACGGAAUAGAAAGCGUCAGUCAAGUAGGUGGAUUUAACCUUGUGAGAGCAUGUGAGAGGUUUAUAACUAAGUACAUGUUGUGCUCUCACUUGUGCCAAAAAGUAAUUUCAGCUUGACCGUGGUUUUAUAAUCAUGCCACAAAUGUUUUGACCCACUCAAAAUCCACUUGCAUGUUUGUUCUUUGACCUUUGAUCUCACAUUCCUCUGUAUUUGUCCAUCCUGCUUUUGGAGGUACUUAAGUAUCUGCCCCACUGACUUCCACUCAGGCAGGAUAGCCUCUGGACUUGUUGCUGAAGUGACCUUCAUAUGGUCUUGCUUAAAUCAGAGCAUAAAGGUUGCUGGAAGGGGGGAGAAGGUUUCUUCACCAUGGUUUGUCUAUCAGAUACGGUAUGAACACAUCCGAAAUGGGCAGUGUCUGAGGAGCAGGGCUGAGAAGCACACUCUUUUAAUCGAUUCAGACCUUAACUUAAAAUAACUGCAAGAAUUAAGGCAAUACAGCAUGUCGUUCAUCCAGAAGAUUAGAUAUUUCUUUAAAAGGCAGAUUUCUAGAGUUCACAUGGCAAUGAGAGGAUUUCUUUGGCGCCGACCAGCACGUGAAGUGGCCACCAUGGCAGGGGUCACUGCUCACAAGAUCAGUAAACACAUCACCUUCCUCGCCAAUGACGUCGCUGGGACUCCCACGGCUAGCGUUUCACCUGCUCACCCUAAACCAAUACUGCUGAUGCUUCCAUGGCUGGGCUCCAGACCGCAGGCCAUUGCCAAAUACUGUGAGAUUUACUUUCGUACAGGCUUUGAUGUGCUCGUAGUAGAAAGUGAGGUGAGCCAGUUCUUGUGGCCCCGCUGGGGAUUGGAGUAUGGUGGCCGUGUGCUGGAAUUAUUAGAGAGCGAGCGCUUCUCACAGCGCCCUCUACUGGUCCAUGCUUUCUCCAUAGGUGGAUAUACGUUUGCUCAGGUGCUUGUUCAUGUGGCCAAAGACACCCAGCGUUACCAAGGCCUGACAAACAGAAUCAGGGGGCACAUCUAUGACAGCCUUGUCAUGGGAUCGCUGGAGCAUAUGGCCAACGGUCUGGGUAAAACCAUAUUGCCCCAGAUCGAAAGUAUCGUGAAGUCAGCUACCCUUCUGUACUUCCGUGUCUUUAAACACCAGACGGUUGACUACUUCAACUCAUCGAUCAGCAUUUUCUGGAACACUCCUGUGAUGGCGCCUGCUCUUUUCUUCUACUCUGAGAACGAUGCACUGUGCGAUUACAAGAACUUGGAGAAGAUGGUGGAGUUCUGGAGGAGCCGUGGCCAAACUGUCGAGAGCAAGAAGUGGAAGGAGUCUGUUCAUGCAGGUCAUCUGCGCACACACCCUCAGGAUUAUCUGUCCACCCUGGAAUACUUUGUGCAGUCUCUCAACAUGGUGCCUCUGAAGGCCAAAAUGUGAAUUUUGAAGGCCGUCACCCGUCUCAUUAAACAACCAAGGUGCCUGAAGUGCCUGAUUUUAUUGUUGCAUUGACAUUCUCAUGCUCUUUGUUCAAGUGGUACUUUGGUCUUGCAAAAUCUGACUCUUUCUCAAACUUCUUCAGUCUGUUGAAAUAUUUAUGUGACUAAAUGAAAUCCUUUUCAGCCAAAAAUUCAUACCCAGUCCAGAAAAAGAAUCUGAGCUCUUUUUGAAGACUGUAGCACUGGCAUGUUGUGGACGUGUAAUACUUUAUAAAAUCUGCUGAUAUGUGACCAGUUAGGUUUAUUGCACUACAGUGUGAAGCUCCUGUACUUUGUCCAACAUCUGUUCGGACCUUGACAUACAAAACUGCGUAUCAUUAUUUUGUUGUAGAUGUUUUUUGCUAAACUGUAAGCAUUUAGGUUUUAAGUGUUAAUAGUGAAUUAUAGUUUAUAUGACAACUUAACAUUUAACAUCUUUAGUAUGUUCAUUUGAAUAUACUGUCCUCUGAUCAUUUCUAAGUUACAUCCAAAGGAAACGAUUAUUUUUAAAUCUACAGAAAUGACUUACUUAAAUUUGUAAAGUAAAUUAAUAAAUUAAAAACAUAAUAUAAUUAAAUAUAAUACACUGUUUGACUCAAUCCUGGUAAACCUAUGCAAUGUUGUUUUUCUAGCAAUGACAGUUAAAGUGAAGGUGGUUUGUUCAGGUACCUAUGCACACAAUAUGGUAAAUACAAGUAAAGUGGGACACUUAGGUUUUUGUAUUGCAUGUUUAUGUAUUUUUGUUCUGUAUAGUGUUAUGGAAAUCUUUAGGUUAUGCCAACUUGCAUAUUUCAAAACAACGUUUAUAUCAAAUUAUCGAAGUGUCCUGCUUUACAUCAAUGCAAUAAUGAUGGUUUUUACUUUUUUGUUGCUUCAUCUUGCAAAAGUCAAAUAAAAAAUUCUGAUUGUU
Onychostoma macrolepis is the source of this 2782-nucleotide messenger RNA. RefSeq lists its product as uncharacterized. The transcript is spliced from 4 exons. Gene Ontology annotation, molecular function: serine hydrolase activity. Bases 908 to 1834 code for a protein of 308 amino acids. NCBI's taxonomy places the organism in Eukaryota, Metazoa, Chordata, Actinopteri, Cypriniformes, Cyprinidae. The record is from RefSeq and is a predicted model, not a curated record.